Molecule: messenger RNA, 1761 nt
Organism: Pectinophora gossypiella (pink bollworm)
Lineage: Eukaryota; Metazoa; Arthropoda; Insecta; Lepidoptera; Gelechiidae
Product: peroxynitrite isomerase THAP4-like
Exons: 2
Coding region: 199-714 (171 amino acids)
Source: RefSeq, a predicted model, not a curated record
GCGUCAAAAAAACGUCAAUGUCAACUUGAAAACAUAACCUCAAAAUAAAAUAUUUCAAGUAUUUCUUGCUUUCUCCCAAGGAAUUUAUUCGAAAACUUUCUCUAUUCCGUUAAUUUUUAGCAGCACCGGCUCCAUAAUACUCGAGUACUGGUAUUUUUUUUAAUAAUUGAAGUGAUUUUACAGAUAUUUUAGGCGAAAAUGGAAGGUAUGCCGUCGGUCCCACUUCAUGAUGCCCUGAAGCCUUUAGGGUGGCUGGCCGGUAGAUGGACCACCAAGGAUGGGCAGGGGAGGUAUCCCAACAUCCCUGACUUCCAUUAUCAUGAGGAUCUGGAGUUCGCUUGCAUAGGUCAGCCAAUGUUCAACUUCGUCUCAACGUCCCGCAACCCUGAGAAGCAAACCCCAAUGCACCAAGAGCGUGGCUUCCUCCGCAUCAAGCCGGGCUCAAAUGAUCUAGCGUUCGUCGUCAGCCACAACUUCGGCCUCACUUCCCUCGAAGAAGGCCGUUUCGAUCCCGAAAACAAAACCAUUGUCUUAGAAACCGUUAAUGUUUCAAGAAUUUCAUUUGCAAAACCUCCCUACGUUAAGAAGUUUAAAAGGGUGAUUAAGCUGAUUGAUGAGAGUACGUUGGAAAUAAUUUUGCAUAUGGAGACGGACAGCACUCCUUUGACGGAACAUUUGAGGGCUGUUUAUCAAAAGGUCCAAAUGGUAGGAUAAGGGCACAGUGGUGCUCAUUCCAGUACACACCACCUAAAUUUAUUUUAAGUUAUACCUGUCAUUUUCUUAUUCGACAAGCAUAAAAUUUAUGGAACACACGUCAAUUUUAAAAAGCCCUGCUAAAAUUUUACAUUGGCCAAAUUACCCGACAUAAUUGAGGAGCUCGGUGGCGCAGCGGUAAACGCGCUCGGUCGGCGAUUGUUGAAGUUAGCAACUUUCGCAAUAGGAUGGGUUACCACAAAAAAAAGUUUUUAUCUCGAGCUCCUCCGUGCUUCGGAAGGCACGUUAAGCCGUUGGUUCCCAGCUGCAUUAGCAGUCGUUAAUAACCACCAAUCCGCACUUUACCCGCGUUGUGGUUUAAGGCCCGAUCUCCCUAUCCAUCCAUAGGGAAGGCCCGUGCCCCAGCAGUGGGGACGUUAAUGGGCUGGUGAUGAUGAAUUAAGAUAACACCACACGUCGAACGGGUUAUAUAUCAACGAGAUGUCUAUUUUAUUCGCCCGGGUUAUUCAUUAAUUCACUCAUGCAUUUUCAAAUUAACAGUUUUCAUUCAUCCGUCCCUUUCCUUUUCGUCGGAUAAGAAAAUGACGGGUAUAACUUAAAAUAAAAUUAGGAGGCGUCUGCAGGAGUCGGGGUGCAUAUACAUGCAGUGUGACAGCUAGGAGAAACCUAGAUUUUAAAAGAAGAAUUAAUAAAAGUAAUAGCUUAACAGCCUUACGUCGCUCACCGUGCGACGAAUAAAUCGAAUAAUACGUAUUCAAUUAUACUACCAACCUUUGUGAGAGAGUCCAACCAAAUAAUCAUCUUUUGGGUAUCUAGUUGACAUACUGUUUGUAUAAGAAGUUGUGAAUGAAGCAUUGAUAUUAUUUUAUUCCUAAAUAUGUUGUCUUUCAAGUAUUUUUUGUGCUUAUAAUGAGGAUGGUUCUUCGUUUUAAGGACAGUCGGGUCGUAUAAUCUCACGUGUUUGUGAAUAUGGUUUAUGAUAGCACCAAAGACUUAUUUAUGUUCCUAGAUUUAGGUCUCUUAAUUAAUAAAUACUAUUUCUAAAUA